UCCUAGGCAUAAGGGCGGCUCAGAGUUGCGUGACGUCACUAGCCGCUGUCAGAGUGGCAGGAGUCCCGCCCAGAUAGCAGCGACAGGUUAGCUUCCUUCGAGUGUGGGCGGCAGCGGAGCCCGGGUUGCGGUGUAUGUAGGGGCGGGAGAUUGGACGGCGGUCAGGACGUGUGUAACGUGACAGGACCGUUCCAUAAUCAAACCCUAUCGCUCACGUGUGGAGUGGACGCGCUCGCCUUCCUUUUCCUUCGUCUUUGGAACCAUUGGUGGCAGCCCCUCGGUGUUAACCGCGGCCCCUGCCACGGAGGGCGGCCAUGGACGAGCAGGCGGGGCCCGGCGUAUUUUUCAAUAACAAUAACAAUUCGCUGCUGUCCGCUGGUACCGGCCCAGGUGGUGCCGGGAAGGGGUUCGAGGCUGGCGCAGCAGAUGCGGCCUCAGUGGCCGGGGGAGGCGGAGGAGGAAGCGCUGGUAGGGCCCAAUAUAGUAUCCCUGGCAUCCUGCACUUCCUUCAGCAUGAGUGGGCUCGCUUUGAGGUGGAGAGAGCUCAGUGGGAAGUGGAAAGAGCUGAAAUGCAGGCUCAGAUCGCCUUCCUGCAAGGAGAAAGGAAAGGACAAGAAAACUUGAAGAAGGAUCUAGUAAGAAGAAUUAAGAUGUUGGAAUAUGCUCUGAAGCAGGAAAGAGCAAAAUACCACAAGUUAAAAUAUGGGACAGAAUUGAAUCAGGGAGAUAUGAAACCCCCAAAUUAUGAUUCUGAUGAAGCAAAUGAAAAUGAGAUACAGCCACCUCAGCAGAAUAGCCAGUUUAUAUGGAAACAAAGUCGACAGUUGCUAAGACAAUAUCUUCAAGAAGUAGGCUACACAGACACCAUUCUUGAUGUGAAAUCAAAACGUGUCCGCUCUUUGCUAGGCCUUUCUGCUGAUUCUUCAGACAGAUUAACAGAUACAAAUCAGGACUCCAUGGUUAAUGGAACAGAAACUGAACUUCCAAAUCCACUGGUCCUUGGAAAGCCAGAUAUGACUGAUUCUGCCUCUGUGCUUGAGACAUUUAAGUUUCUAGAGAAUGCUGCUGCAGAGUUCAGUGAUGAAGAAGAUGAAGAGGAAAAUGAAUCAAGAGAUAAAACAAUCAUAGAUUCGGCAACGAUUGUACGAAGAAGAAUAAUUCCAGAUUCCAAUGACGACACAGAGGAGGCACUGAAAGAGUUUGACUUUCUGGGAUCAGAUGAUAGUGAAGGAGGAGAAUCUCGAAGUGCUGGAGAUGGAACUGAAUGGGAAAAGGAAGACCAGUGUCCCAUAACGGAAUCCUGGAAUGUGGAUCAGGGAGUUAUAACCAAACUCAAGGAGCAAUACAAAAAGGAGCGCAAGGGGAAAAAAGGGGUGAAGAGGCCAAACAGAUCAAAAUUGCAAGACAUGUUGGCUAACCUUAGAGAGGUGGAUGAGCUGCCAUCAUUGCAACCAUCUGUCGUGUCAUCCUCAAGGCCUGCAAGUUCAAGAAUUAGUGAACAAGAAAUAAACCGCGCUGAUGAAGUGGAAGCAUUAACAUUCCCACCCUCAUCUGGGAAGUCUUUUAUCAUGGGAGCAGAUGAAGCUUUAGAAAAUGAGCUUGGACUUGGAGAGUUGGCUGGACUGACAGUUGCCAAUGAAGCAGAUUCUUUGACGUAUGAUAUUGCCAACAAUAAGGAUGCAUUAAGGAAAACAUGGAACCCUAAAUUCACAUUGAGAAGCCACUUCGAUGGAAUACGAGGACUGGCUUUUCACCCUUCAGAGCCAGUGCUUAUUACAGCGUCAGAAGACCAUACAUUAAAGAUGUGGAAUCUCCAAAAGACUGCUCCAGCAAAAAAGAGUACAUCCCUUGAUAUAGAACCAAUUUACACAUUCAGGGCACACAGGGGCCCAGUAUUGUGUGUAGUAAUGAGCACUAACGGGGAACAGUGUUACAGUGGAGGAACAGAUGGUGUUAUUCAGAGUUGGAAUACUCCUAACUCCAAUGUGGAUCCCUAUGAUUCCUAUGACCCUACUGUUCUGAGAGGAGCAUACGAGGGCCACACUGAUGCUGUUUGGGGAUUGGUUUAUAGUGCAGUGCAUCAGCGUUUAUUGUCAGCUGCUGCAGAUGGCACAAUACGAAUCUGGAAUGCUACUGAAGUCUCCCCUGCAUUAAGCAUAUUCAAUGAAAACCAAGAACUAGGAAUUCCUUCUUCUGUGGAUCUUGUAAGCUGUGAUCCAGCUCAUCUGGUAGCUUCCUUUAACAAUGGACAUACAAACAUCUUUAACAUGGAGACGCAUCAGAAAGUUUUAACAUUAGAAUCAUGCAUAGACACAGCUGUUAAUUCGACUUGCCAGAUAAACAGAGUAAUUAGUCAUCCAACUCUUCCAAUUAGCAUUACUGCUCAUGAAGACCGUCAUAUAAAGUUUUAUGAUAACAACACAGGAAAACUGAUUCAUUCAAUGGUAGCUCAUUUAGAUGCUGUCACAAGUCUUGCAGUUGAUCCAAAUGGAUUAUACCUGAUGUCUGGCAGUCACGACUGUUCGAUACGUUUAUGGAACUUGGAAAGCAAGACCUGCAUACAGGAAUUUACUGCUCACCGCAAGAAGUCAGAUGAAUCUAUUCAUGAUGUAGCAUUCCACCCUUCCAAAUGCUACAUUGCCAGUGCAGGAGCUGAUGCUCUAGCCAAAGUUUUUGUAUGACACCAUGUUCCACUGUAGCUUCUCAUUUAUUCGUCCAGCCACAUCAAACAGAGACCUGUUACUAAUGCCCGACGAAAUGACUUACCUGGCCUUCCCAACCCCCCUUGUGUUCGAUAAUCAGGAUAAGACGCAAAAACUGUAUUGCGGGUUUUAGUUUUUCUGGGUUCUGUUUUGUAAACUUAUGGUUUGUUCUGGGUGCUGUGAACUCAGCUGGUUCUUAGAGCCGUUGUUCUGUUUUUCUCAGAUGCCAUCUGAGCAGUAGAAGCAAAUUAUUUUUAGGAGUGAGUAUUUGUCCAGGCAGGCCUGGAUCAGACUUAAGUUCCACCAUAAACUGGGGUGUGGCUAGUGGGACAUAAACAAUGGCCAGUAAAGUGGCAAAUUAUCAUAACAAAUUUAACAGGAAUGUGUUAAUUCUUUUAUCUUUCUGUAAUAGCUCUAACAAGCCUGUUAAGUGAAUAAAUUAGGCCUAUGUUUUCUCCGACUAAUACGAUAGAUAUAUCCUUCUAGUUUGUGUCAUUGACUAAGAAAGUAUUUUCCCCUCUCAUCCAUUGGCUAUUUAGCAACAAGAAAAAUCAGUGUAGCAGUUUUACUUCUUUUUUUUUUUUUUUUUUUUUUUUAAUGUGCACCGUACACAGUAUGGAAUGUUUUGAGAAUAUAUUAUCUGGAAAUACAUAAAAUAAAUUAAUUAGAUUUUUUUUUUUUGGAAAAUAACAUCAUUUAUGAUUUGUCUUUGGAACAUCUGCCACAUAGUCUUUUAAUUAUUUUUGUUUAAAUACAAACCCAAUUCCACCUGUUAGCUUUUUAACUUAAAUAUUUAUUAAGAACAUUAAUAAGCUUUAUCAAGUCCAUUGACUUAACUUCUCAUUUAUCAUUUCCAGCUGUGUGCUUUGUCAGUGAGAAUAAAUAAAAUGUCUACUAUUGGUUCCUAAGGUAGGUUUCAUUUGAGACAAACCUGUUUUUUUUUUCAUUUGUGUUAAGCUCAUAUUUGUACUGCCAAACAUCACUGUUCUAAGUAAUGACAAAAUUAAACUGCAGUAUUUUUAAUUCUUCUAUUACAAUCAUUAGCAUGUCAUUUGAACAAUAUUUAAUGGCAGAAAGCUAAUCAUUAGGAUAGGUUUUCUUAAAUGGGCAGUAUGCCACAUUUUCCAGCAAUAGUUCCAAAAAUAAGACUUGGGCUAAACACGCUUUUUGCCUAGUGUUUUAAUUAACAAAUGUCUAUUAUUUCAAUAGACAAAAAUUAAUUUUGAAGACUGAAAUUGAAAGUAAGUUUCUAUCCUGGUUCCUAUUAUGCGAUUAAAACAAAUUACCAGUUGAAUGAGAUUCCCUCUGUAUAAACAGACCACUCCCUUCUACCAGCAGGAGUAGUUGUUAGUCGCUGAGUUAUUUUAACCACCUCCUAAGAACCCGGAGCUUAGAAUAUGACUUACUUUCCAUUUUAGUCUUUGGUCUGUUUAGUGCAAGAAAUAUCAAUCACCAUAAAUAUUUCUUAAAUAAACCAAUAGGCAAUAAGGGAUGUUCUGUUCAUUGCAAACCUUAGUCAUUAAUCUCAUGUUGAAAGAAGGGAUUUACCACCCUGGUAAACUUUUUCUCAGGGGCCUAGUCUGGGAAUCCGUUUCACCACCCAAAAAUUGGUUUAAAAUUAAUUAUGCAUUUCUUUUAUAUACUGCUCUAUGUCCUGCAAAAAAAUGUACUUUAUUAAAGCGAGCAUGGAAACCCAUAGUAAGCAAUAUAUGGACCUGUUUGUGGUCUCAACACAUAUAUAAGAAUACCUGUGUUACUGGUCAUGCAUAUUUCUGUAGUUAUUGCCACUUACUACAUAACUUAUUCUAACGAUCUUUGAUCUUUUUUUAACCUCUGAACUUUAUUAAAUGAAUGCAGAUCUAUUAAUAAGGCAACUGGAUGGUGUUAAAGGGGAUAUUCAUACUGAAAUGGUCUUGUAUGAUGGAGAUAAUGGUAUUUUAAGGAAUUUAACAUUUUGCAAGGUCCCACUAAGCCUAACCUCAACGCAGACGUCCAUGCAAUAUACCAGAGAGGACUUUUGUAGAUAAGAAAAGAAUACAACUAAAAAGUAGCCUAACAAAUUAUAUGCUUUUUAUGGGUGAUGUGCCCAUAAUGUAGCUCACAUCACACUAGUGAGAUGUACUGUAUGGUAGAGCAUACUUCAAACAAAUAAAAAUGAAGACCAGUUGCAGAUUGUCUGGAGUAUUACUGUAUACAUCAUACCACAUGUCAGGUGAACUUCCCCUUUAAGUACAUGAUCCAUUUGAUGACCAUUUCAUUUAAAUAUCAUGUCAUAUUAGAUACUGUGAAAUGGUUAAAUGCACUCUCUGCCAGUGCCUCUUAAUGUUUCUGCGAUAAAAAUUGAUUUCCACCUGCCUCUACCACCUCCCCUCUCUGCUUGUCCUAAUGGAUCCAGUGGUGUUUUAAACUGUAGGAUAAAUAUAGUUAUUUAUGAACUUGCCAUCAUAUUGGCUAACACACUGAUCUUUGUUGCACAGGCAUGCUCAGAGCUGUUUGGAAAAGUAUUGACUGCUCACAUAUAGUCUGAUAAUUGUGUAUUAAACUGCUAAAAAUAGCUAUAAGAAAUUGGAGAAAAAAUGUCACUGAAUGAACAGAAGACGAUGAUUCGUUUUAUAAUGUUAUCACUUUGUGGAAAGGACAAAAGUACAGUAUGUGGCUAUUUACUUAGACUUUGAAAUUGUGGAUUAUUAGUGUAUUUGACCUUUCUUUUGUUCUAUAUUUUUUUCAGUUCUUUCUUUCUAGACUAAGUCAUUGGAAAAAAAAAAGAUUUAUUUGAAAAUUCUAAGCGCUAUGUAUAUUAUAUAUAAAUAUAUAUAUAUAUAUUGUAAACAUAUAUUAAAUGUGUCUAGUAUGGGAUGACUCCAGGGGUGCAUUUUAAUCUUUUUGUAUUGAGUUCUUCUAAGUGAGUGUACACAACAGAUUCUGGUAUGGAUGUGAUAUUGAGUAUUUUGCUGUUACAUACUAUAUACAGUUACAGCUGUUUCAGUUGAUGUACAUACAUCUGAAGUUGGCAUGCUUGUUUUAAUGACUGUAAUAUUUAGUUAAUUAAAACCUGAAUGUAAGUAAAAA
This is a messenger RNA of Xenopus laevis (African clawed frog), 5771 nucleotides long. It is a transcript of the gene strn.L, whose product is annotated as striatin. Lineage: Eukaryota; Metazoa; Chordata; Amphibia; Anura; Pipidae. Bases 315 to 2681 code for a protein of 788 amino acids. The record is from RefSeq and is a predicted model, not a curated record. The transcript is spliced from 18 exons.